AUGCCAACGGCGGUUCGUCUGAAACGAGGGGCCGGGAAAUACGUGGUGAUGGGUAUGGUUGGCCUAUUCGUGCUCGGCGUCGUUGCCGUGGCCUUCUUCGGCAGCUCGCAGGCCGCCGACACGGUCACCGUCACCAAGCAGGUCUACUUUGACAUCGAGAUCGGAGGCAAGAAGGAGGGCCGUAUCGUCAUCGGACUUUUCGGAGAUGUCGUCCCCAAGACCGCCCGCAACUUCCUCGAGCUGGCCACCGGCCAGAACGGCUUCGGCUACAAGGGCUCCAAGUUCCACCGUGUCAUCAAGGACUUCAUGAUCCAGGGAGGAGACUUCACCCGCGGUGACGGCACCGGUGGCAAGUCCAUCUACGGAGACCGUUUCGCCGACGAGAACUUUGACCUGAAGCACUACGGCCCUGGAUGGUUGUCGAUGGCCAACGCCGGAGCCGACACCAACGGAUCGCAGUUCUUCAUCACCACCGUGACCACCCAAUGGCUCGACGGACGUCACGUCGUCUUCGGCAAGAUCCUCGAGGGUAUGGAUGUCGUGAGGAAGAUCGAGGGAUCCGAGACUGCCCCUGGAGAUCGCCCGAAGAAGGAGGUCAAGAUCGCCGAUUCCGGAGAGCUGCCCCUUGCCGCCCCGUUCGAGACCCCCAAGGCCGGCGUCAAC
Molecule: messenger RNA, 663 nt
Organism: Mesorhabditis spiculigera
Lineage: Eukaryota; Metazoa; Nematoda; Chromadorea; Rhabditida; Rhabditidae
Source: the annotation of a GenBank genome assembly